GAAUUACCCUCUGUGGCUCCGAUUGGCCUACCUGAGGAACUCUGGAGCUCGAACAAUCAUGUGCUGGAAGUCCUCAAGUGACAGACGCCCAUCGUUGUCCAGUUUAUAUUGUGUCACUGCAUGAACCAUGAAGGUGAUGCCUCUCCUCUCUAAUGGUUUGCCUAAGCUGAGCACAAUGGACAUCGCAGAUCUCCACACUACCGAGACAUGCCGGGAGCUUUCCGAGUCCUCGAGUCUGGAGUCUUUAAACCAGAAUAAAUGUGACAUUAAAGGUUUUCUCCGCAGAAGUGCUUUUGUUCUUCUCACUACAGCUGCUAUUUUUAUCGGGGUUGGCCUGGGCUUGGCUCUGCGGCCCAGUAAGAUGACACCCACAGCUAUAAAAUACUUCACUUUUCCUGGAGAGCUGUUGCUGCAAAUGCUACAGAUGCUGGUGCUUCCUCUCAUCACCACCAGUGUGAUUUCAGGCAUGGCAUCUGUGGACAGGAAGUCUUAUGGGAAAAUUGGACUUCGGGCUCUCUGCUAUUACAUCGGGACCACCACCAUGGCUGUGUCCACAGGCAUCGUCCUAGUUGUUCUUAUCCGGCCAGGGAAAUUACCCCGUGACACAUCAACGUCCUCUGGUGGUCAAGUGGAGGCUGUGCAGAUUGUGGAUGCCUUUCUGGAUCUGAUCAGAAACAUGUUUCCCCCGAAUGUGGUGGCUGCCUGCUUCAGACAGUAUAAAACUGUUUAUUCCAAAAUCAAUCUGACGAGUGAGUACACCGGGACUUUUAGUGUCCCUUCAUGUGACUGUGAUGCAUUCAUUAUUUCAUGAGUGGCUGUUAUCAUGACCUGUAACAGCACUUCUUGGACCCCGACAGAUGACACAGUUCCGAUGUCAGGCACCUCAGACGGGGUCAAUAUUUUGGGUUUAUUAGUCCUCUCCAUCGCCUUUGGCCUCAUCCUGGGCUAUAUGGAGAAUGAGGGAAAACCUGUGAGAGACUUUGUCAACUGCCUGAAUAAAGCGAUCAUCCAUCUUAUCAACAUAGUCAUCUGGUAUUCCCCAGUGGCGAUCGUCUUCUUGGUUGGGGGACAGAUUUUGCAGCCGAAGGACAUUAGCGUUAUCGGUCUGCAGCUUGCCAUGUAUUCUCUGACUGUGAUCACUGGCCUACUGAUCCACUGUUUCUUCACCCUUCACCUCAUCUACAUCAUCUUCACACGCAAGAACCCCUUCGAGUUAGUGGGUGGCAUACUCGAGGCUCUCACCGCUGCCUUUGGGACCUCAUCCAAUUCUGUGGCCGUACCCAUCACCAUACGUUGUCUGGAGCAAAAUCUAAACAUGGACAGAAGGGUGACGCGCUUCAUGGUGCCUGUAGGGAGCACGAUGACCAUGGACGGCACAGCGCUUUACGAGGCAGUAGCUUCCAUAUUCAUAGCACAAGUUCAUAAUGUGGAGCUCACAUUGGGUCAAAUCAUCAUUAUCAGCAUCACAGCCACAGUGGGGGCUAUCGGGGCCGCGGGAAUCCCACAGGGCGGCAUUGUAACCAUGACGAUCGUGUUGACAUCAGUUGGACUGCCCCUUGAAAGCAUUUCAUUCAUCAUCACAGUCGACUGGAUGCUAGAUCGUCUGAGGACCACCACCAAUGUGCUUGGUGACUGCAUCGGCGUGUGUGUGGUGCAGCAUCUCUCGAAACACGAGCUGCAGAGCCACGGUUCUACAGAAGAGUGUUUCGUGGCAGAGAACCGAGUGACGACUUUCAACUGAGGCGCGACACCAGAGAGCAUCCCCUCCUAUUCCUCAGUCCCUGUGGAGUUUUGUUUUGACUUUUGUUUUUGUUUAUUGAUGCCAAGCAAAAGGAAUGUUGAGGAAAUACCUGAUGGUGCCUGUACAGAUUUAUCUCAAAUUACUUUUAAUAUACAACAAUAACUUUCUACAGCUACCUCUACUUGGAUGUGGUCUUAAAUAAAGUCUGCGUUAUAGAAAAGAUAGCUAGUGACUGAACUUAAAAGCAACGUUAUGUAGAAAUUGGCAUUGAGUGUGUGAUUUGGCUCCCCCCAUAGUUCUAUGAGAGCAACGCCACUGUCUUAAAUACAAAUCCCAGGUCUGCAACAACUUCCCUGAUGUAAUGUAGGUGAGAAGUUGGUUGAAGACUGAGGAUUAAUUUAGUUUGAAGUUGGUUGGUAACAUUUCGACAUCAUCAAAUUAUGGAAACUGUUAUCCUUUUAAAAGAUUGUAAAUAUUCUUCCAUUUUGACCAUUUUUUUCUGGGUGUAUUUCAAAGAUCGUGAAUGUUGAUUCGUUCCUGUCAUUACAAGGUUAUAAAUAA
Molecule: messenger RNA, 2302 nt
Organism: Acanthopagrus latus (yellowfin seabream)
Lineage: Eukaryota; Metazoa; Chordata; Actinopteri; Spariformes; Sparidae
Product: excitatory amino acid transporter 1-like
Biological process (GO): L-glutamate transmembrane transport
Cellular component (GO): plasma membrane
Molecular function (GO): L-glutamate transmembrane transporter activity; neutral L-amino acid transmembrane transporter activity; glutamate:sodium symporter activity
Source: RefSeq, a predicted model, not a curated record